This is a messenger RNA of Hibiscus syriacus, 2330 nucleotides long. RefSeq lists its product as uncharacterized. The coding region runs from base 1185 to 2315 and encodes 376 amino acids. The transcript has 8 exons. The record is from RefSeq and is a predicted model, not a curated record. NCBI's taxonomy places the organism in Eukaryota, Viridiplantae, Streptophyta, Magnoliopsida, Malvales, Malvaceae. Gene Ontology annotation, molecular function: protein binding.
CCUUACCCCUUCUAUCUCUAUCGCUCAACAAUUGUUUCCGAUUACCACCAUUAACAAUUUCCUUCUCAACAGGUGUAUCUCGCCAUUCACGGCCCUCGGCUAGUUUUUGGAGACGUUCACGAUUUUUCGACUGUGAUUAGAUAACUCGUAGUCGCAUCCUAGCCUUCAUCUUUGAGCCAGAACUCUCGGGCAUAACAAUAAAUCGAAGUCUGGCCUCUCCGUUGGCAAAACCCAAAGGUGAGAAGGCCUUGUAUAACCUCGGAACCAACCUACCUCGGAUCUGAGACGAUCCAGCAGCUACCGAAGGAGAAAACAUUAAAAACCGAACUGAUGUCGUUCGAUUCAAGGAGAAGAAACCCAAGCUCAGAACUGAAUACUGUAGUCGGGAAUAGUAUCCGAGAAUCACUGUAGCCGAGAAUAGUAACCGAGAAUUAUUGUAGACAAAAAUAGUAAUCGUCGACGGCGGCAGAAUUGAAGAAAUACUCGGCUUAGGUUUACUGGGGAAGCCUAUCCUUGAUGUUGGCGGCGAAGUGAGCAAACCUGGAAAUCCCGGUGUUUCAGAAGAGAACGGAAAUUUGGAGAUAAGUUUGGGUAAGCAGUGAAAUAGAGGUGGAGGUUGCGUCUGUCGGUGGUGGCUAAUAUUUUCACAAAGCAACAACUUGUUUCUUCAUGAAAAACGGCUGGCAGAACCAACAAUCUUCCUCUAGAUCUACUCUGAUCUAGUUCGAUUUUGAAAAAACCAGUGUCUAAUCCAUGCUUGGGGUGAAGAGAGGAUUCAAAUGGUAUAUUUUCCUUCUUUUUCCGAUGCUUGCUACUUCCAACAGUCUCGCAGCAGUUUUUUCACACUGAUGAGAUCUGAGAAGUUCUAAGAGAGCCUCUAUGGCACCACUUUCGGCCAUCGCUUCAGCACUGGUUCCGUCAUCACUUUCUAAAACCAGAAGAGCAUUAAGUGCACCAAUCACAGUGCCCUCUAAGCCAGAACGGAGCAACCUUACCAAAACAGCAACUUCCAAAUAAAAUUCAGAACUGAAUUGCAAGAUGCUGGCUAAAUCAAUGAUGGAGGUGUAUAAUUUUUUCACAAAGCAACAGCUUGUUUCUUCAGGAAAAGCAGAUGGCAGAAUCAACAAUCUUCCUCUAGAUCUACAACGAUCUAAUUUGAUUUUGAAAAAACCAACGUCCGAUCCAUGCUUGGGGUGGAGAGAGGAUUCGAAUGGUAUAUUUUCCUUCUUUUUCCGGUGCCGAUGAGCAACGGUCGGAGACUAUUAACGGAAUGCAAACAGGUAGAAAAGGGUGGGAACUACUAUGAAUUCUUCCAUAAUACAAGAUUGGUUAAACCUACUAUCCUCCAUUUUCAGCUCAGAAACUUGGUUUGGGCUACUUCAAAGCAUGAUGUUUACCUUAUGUCCAAUUAUUCGGUUAUGCAUUGGUCAUCAUUGUCGUGCAAUCUGUCUGAGAUCAUUAAUUUUGCUGGGCAUGUGGCACCUACCGAGAAACAUCCUGGAAGCUUAUUAGAAGGUUUUACACAAACUCAAAUAAGCACUCUAGCAGUAAGAGACAAUUUUAUGGUUGCGGGAGGCUUCCAAGGGGAGCUUACUUUUAAGCACUUGGACAGAAAAGGAGUAGCCUUUUGCACCCGGACAACCUAUGAUGAAAAUGCAAUUACAAAUGCUAUCGAGAUAUACGACAGCUUGAGGGGCGGAAUUAAUUUCAUGGCCUCAAAUAACGACUGUAGUUUGAGAGAAUACGAUACUGAGAGAUUUCAACUUUUGAAUCAUUUCCGGUUUCCUUGGCCUGUAAACCAUACAUCCAUCAGCCCCGAUCAAAGGCUUAUUACUGUUGUUGGAGAUCACUUGGAUGGGUUGCUUGUUGAUUCACAAAAUGGAAAGACAGUAGCCACGGUGGCUGGUCAUCGGGAUUACUCCUUUGCAUCCGCAUGGCACCCUGAUGGACGCAUAUUUGCCACAGGAAAUCAGGACAAGACCUGCCGAGUAUGGGACAUAAGAAACCUGUCUAUGCCAGUCGCGACACUCAAAGGGAACUUGGGUGCAGUGCGAUCAAUCCGCUUUUCAACGGACUGGCAAUUCAUGAUAGUUGCUGAACCAGCAGAUUUCGUCCAUGUCUAUAAUACGAGGUCCGGUUUCCAGGAACGACAAGAUAUAGACUUCUUUGGUGAGAUAUCAGGGGUAUCUGUGAGUCCAGAUGGUGAGUCACUGUAUAUAGGAAUAUGGGACAGAACUUACGCUAGCUUCUGCAGUAUAACAAAAGACACAGUUAUGGGUACUUGGAUUCUUACCUGUGAGUAUGUGCUGUUAUAAAUGUAUGAUGAAUGU